AUGGAGCCAGGGACCUGUCUCUGGUUGCUGCUAUUUCUCUUGCUGCUGUUCUGUGUCUCAGACUCCCAGGCAGAGAAUGUAUAUACAAUGGUCCGUUACCGAGAAGGGGAGACACUGUCUGUUCAAUGCUCCUACACUGUCCGUUUGGAUAGAUGGGAGGGCAAGGUCUGGUGUAAGGUGAGAAGGAAGAAGUGUGACUCAGGGUUCAGUCGAGGCUCAGGCUUCAGCCCUCCAUACAAGCUCCAUGAUGACCCACAAUCUGGGCUCCUCACUGUCACUAUGGAAAGACUUCGACACCAGGACUCUGGGAAAUACUGGUGUAUGCGGAACAAUUCACGCAUCCUAUAUCCUGUAAAAGGCAUUCAGCUGGUGGUCUUACGAGCACCUCCAACUGAGAAAAACAUCCCAUUUACUACAAAGGAUACCUCCAUUCAGAAGCCAGAUUACAUCUUGAGGAUUGCUGUCACCAUGGGCUCACUGCUCGACAAGGUCAAGGACCUUCCCAUGAUUACUCCUAUCAGUACUUCUGUACCUGCCUCAGUGGGUAGGAUGCCUACUAACACAGCCACCAUUUCUUUAAUGGACACUGUGCCAAGAGUGACCCUGAGAUCCACACCAGUGACCAGAACUGUAACCACUGCCAUGUUAAAGAUAACCACAAGACCCUCAGUAACUAAUGGAUCUCCUAGCAAGGCCAGAUCCACCCAUGUUGCUUCAGUGAGCAAAGUCACAAUCAAGGCCAGAUCUUCCAGUACCCGAUCCACCACCACCAAAUCACACCUUGAGAAAUUACCUCCUAACAGUUUCUACAACUCUGGCCUUGCGGUUCCCAUGUUGUUGGGGGGAAGUUUCACGAUCCUGAUGUUUUCAGUUGUAUUCUAUGUCCUUUGGAAAAAGAAACGCAUGGGAAGUGAGUAA
Messenger RNA from Gracilinanus agilis (Agile Gracile Mouse Opossum), 918 nucleotides. RefSeq names its product trem-like transcript 2 protein. Gene Ontology annotation, cellular component: cell surface. Bases 1 to 918 code for a protein of 305 amino acids. Gene Ontology annotation, molecular function: signaling receptor activity. Lineage: Eukaryota; Metazoa; Chordata; Mammalia; Didelphimorphia; Didelphidae. The record is from RefSeq and is a predicted model, not a curated record. The transcript is spliced from 4 exons.